ACAAGUCUUCUGUCAGUUACCGCGCAUCUGAUUGGGUACGAGCCCGGCGUGAGCGCAUAAUAUGCUACUUAUUCUGUGUCAUUGAGCACCACAUGGUCAACUCGGAGAUCACUCACAGACACAGACGCUGAGCGGCAGACACCAUGCAGAUGCCAGAGUUCAUGAAGCAGUUUCGGCUGCCGGAGAUGAAUGAGUUGCGGGACUAUCUGCACACUCUGUCCCCCAACACCAUCGUGGGCAUGAGUGCCUUCGCAGCUCUCUCCACCUUCUGGUACGCCACGCGGCCCAAGGCUCUGGAGCCUCCCUGCGAUCUCUGGCAGCAGUCUGUGGAAAUUGAGGGCGGCGAGUUUAUCAGACGGUCAGUCCUUGUAGAGGGUGACAAGCUACUGACCUACUACUAUGAGGACGCCAAGACCAUGUAUGAAUUCUUGCUGAGGGGAGAGCGCGUGUCCAACAAUGGACAAUGUUUGGGAGCAAGGAAGCCCAAGCAGCCGUAUGAAUGGCUGUCAUACAAAGAGGUGGUGGACAUGGCCGAGUGCUUGGGCUCCGCACUGCUCCACAGAGGUCACUCCAAGUCCAAGAACCCAUACAUUGGCAUCUUCUCCCAGAACCGGCCAGAGUGGACCAUGUCUGAGCUGGCCUGCUACACGUACUCUCUGGUGUCCGUCCCCCUCUACGACACACUGGGCACAGAAGCCAUCGAGUACAUCAUUGACAAAGCCUCUAUCUCUACGGUGGUGUGCGACGUAGCGGCCAAGGUGACGCUGCUGCUGGACAGCUUGGUGGGCAGGAAGCACUGUGUCAGCACCGUCAUCAUGAUGGAGGAUGUGGAGGCCGAGCUGCUGGAGAGGGGCAAGAAGAGCAGCAUAGAGAUCCUCAGUCUCAAAGACGUCCUGGCUCUAGGCAAAGAAAAGCGCAAACCCCCAGUGCCCCCUAUGCCUGAUGAUCUGGCAGUUAUUUGCUUCACCAGUGGAACAACAGGGAACCCAAAGGGAGCAAUGCUCACUCACAAGAACGUUGUGUCUGAUUGCUCUUCAUUCAUGAAGAUUAUAGAGAAAAGCUGCCCGAUAUCCAGCAGCGACGUCCACGUCUCUUACCUGCCCCUGGCCCACAUGUUUGAGAGAGUCGUACAGGGGGUGAUGUUGGCCCACGGGGCCAGCAUUGGGUUCUUCCAGGGGGACAUCCGGCUCCUGAUGGACGACCUGGCUGCCCUGAGGCCCACUGUCUUCCCCACUGUCCCCCGGCUGCUCAACCGCAUUUACGACAGGGUCCACGGACAGGCUAGCUCGCCGGUCAAGAAGUGGCUGCUGGGCUUUGCCUCCCGCAGGAAGGAGGCGGAGAUGAACAGCGGCAUCAUGAGGAACAACAGCAUAUGGGACAAGAUCAUCUUUAAGAAAGUGCAGGCCAACCUGGGUGGCCGCGUGAGGUUGAUGCUGACUGGUGCCGCUCCAGUGUCUGCCACUGUACUCACCUUCAUCCGAGGUGCUCUGGGCUGCCAGUUUUAUGAGGGCUAUGGACAGACGGAGUGCACAGCAGGGUGUACUAUCACACUCCCAGGAGACUGGACAGCAGGGCAUGUUGGAGCACCCCUUCCUUGUAACGACAUAAAACUGGUGGAUGUUGCGGAGAUGAAUUACUUAGCUGCAAACGGAGAGGGAGAGGUGUGUGUGAAGGGACCAAACGUGUUCCAGGGCUACCUGAAGGACCCAGAGAAGACUGCGGAGGCCAUCGAUGAAGACGGCUGGCUCCACACAGGAGACAUCGGCAAAUGGUUACCGAAUGGAACGUUGAAAAUUGUGGACCGAAAAAAGCACAUCUUCAAGCUGGCCCAAGGAGAGUACAUCGCCCCGGAGAAGAUCGAAAACGUCUACAUCAGGGCCGACGCUGUCGCACAGGCCUUCGUUCACGGAGACAGUCUACAGUCCUGCCUUGUGGCUAUCAUCGUGCCAGACCCUGAAAUCUUACCCAAAUGGGCUCAGAAGAGAGGCCAUAAUGGAUCAUAUGAUGAGCUUUGCAAAAACAAGGAAGUAAAGAAAGCUAUUUUGGAGGAUAUCUUAAAGCUAGGCAAAGAAGGAGGUCUAAAGUCUUUCGAGCAGGUGAAAGACAUUAGCCUGCACAAUGAGAUGUUCUCUGUGGAAAAUGGCCUCCUCACUCCAACCUUCAAAGCCAAGCGGACCGACCUCAAGAACCACUUUCGAGACCAGAUUGACGAGCUCUACUCCAAGAUCAACAUGUAGAUGAUAGUGGGGAACCAGAACAAAAGGCAAAGCAGGAACUUUUUAAAAGGGAGCCUCCUCAGGGAACACUUUAUCGUUUUGUCUGGUCUCUGGACACACAGUGACCACAGGACUGUGUCUCUCAUGAACGAAUAAAAUUAAAUGAAGAUCCAAAAGGAGCAGGGACAAGUCGGCUAUUUAUGAAUCCUCUGCCCUUAAACCGAAAGUCAUAUGUUUUUUUUUGUUUGUUUUUUAAAAAAAAACAAAUGUAUUUAUUUUUUCAUAUAAUAUGACAUACACAUAAACUGUAAGACACAUAGACAUGUGUGGUAAGGCACAUAGACAUGUUUGCACCAAAGUGCUUUCAGCUUCAGGUAGACCACUCCUAUGAAUGAGAACAACUACCUGUCUGAUAACUCCAAAAAUACAUAUGAAAAUGUAUUCUAAUGGUUUAACUAAAAAUGCACUCACCAUCAUUCAAAACCAAAUAUGUGGCAAGGGAGAAGAUUUCACUUUUACCUCUAAUGUAAUGUAAUGUUGAACUUAAUCUCCUCUUCUCUCCUGAUGGAUCAUUGUCCAGGUCAGUUGAAUAAUGUCCAGUCAUUAAUUCCACAUUAAGUGGAAGGUCUGGUGAGUAGGUAGUUAAACAGGGUGCAAAAGUUAAUAAUACUGGACUGUAUCUGUUUAUGGUUUGUACUUUGACUUUUCGGAAAGUCCUACAUUGUUUGUUUCCCUGAUUUAAGUCCUCACACCAUGCGCCCUACUACGCUGUUUUGUUAAGAUCUAACAAUAUUUGAUAUCAAUGCCGUCUCUUUCCAGGAAUGAAUUAGGUGCAUGUCAAAUUUGUGCCACGUGUUGUCUUUGCGUUUCAUGCCACACUAGGCUAUCUUUGACAAACAGCAUUGUCAGCCAUAUUUGUUAUUAGCCUGUCUUUCUGGAAAUCCAAAUUCCCUGUUAAUUGAUUUCAAUUGAAACAUUCCUCAGUUAUUAACCAACACAAGUGGUAUGUCCGAGGGGAGCAACCGACAUGCGCCCAGAGCUGUGUAACUCACUAUUGCAACAGCAGGCCUGGCCAUUUGAAGCUCUCUCUGGUUUGGUGGCUACAGCAGUCAUGAGCAAAGUAUUCAAUGCCUUUUUUUUUUAAUUAUUAUUAUUAUUAUUAUUAUUAUUAUUAUUAUUAUUAUUAUUAUUAUUAUUAUUGUGACAACAACAAAGUAGAUGAUUAAUCCUUACAGAUAUCUAUUGGAGUAUCUGUGGAGAGAGAUUUAGCAACUUGCAAAACAUUGUUUCUGCACAGGUACACAGUAUACCUGUCCAUUAUAGACAUUCAUAAUGAUGUAUUGCCUUAGUUACCUCAACAGUGGUCACCAGUUUUUGCUUCUGACUGACAGAUAUGCACAUUUUCAGUGCUGUUGUAUUGAGAUUGUAUUAUUGAGGACAGCAAUGUUGAACCAUAUGCCUCAUUAUUUGUGAGAGAGGAAAGGCUGCAUGUUUGUAAGAUAUGCUAGUGUGGUUUUAUCCAUGGAAAUUGAAGGGUUUUUUUCGUUUGUUGAUGGAGUCUGUAACUAAAACUCUUGUCAUAGUGAAGUUCAGUGAAAUCUCUCUUUGGAGAUAUUUUAAAGCAACAGGGAAAUACUAAAUAUGUUGGGCCGUCCAUUUUGAAACGGACACUUUUAUGAAGGGAAUUUAGGUGUAAAAUUACCAACACUUGAUAAUAUGAUAACUGUCAAUGGUUGAAAUACAACAACUGAUCUUUAGGUAUGAAUUCUGUUAGUUCUGUUUCUGUGUGUAUUAAACAUAUGUGCACUGUUAAUAGUGCAUACAAUUUUGUGAUUGACACAGCUAAUAAAUACCAUUCAGAUGUCA
Messenger RNA from Alosa alosa (allis shad), 4082 nucleotides. Its product is annotated as long-chain-fatty-acid--CoA ligase 1-like. Gene Ontology annotation, cellular component: membrane; endoplasmic reticulum. Gene Ontology annotation, molecular function: arachidonate-CoA ligase activity. Gene Ontology annotation, biological process: very long-chain fatty acid metabolic process; long-chain fatty-acyl-CoA biosynthetic process; long-chain fatty acid metabolic process. Bases 144 to 2237 code for a protein of 697 amino acids. The record is from RefSeq and is a predicted model, not a curated record. NCBI's taxonomy places the organism in Eukaryota, Metazoa, Chordata, Actinopteri, Clupeiformes, Clupeidae. The transcript is spliced from 21 exons.